AAAGUGGAAGAACGUUACAUUCCAUUACUGUAUUACAGAUCCUCCGACCCCUUGAAUCAAAUCCUAAAUGGUGGUGAAUCUCUGAAAUCUGAAUCUUACCCAUGACCACCUCGCCUUCCUUCUCCUCUUCCUCAGCUGCUACUUCUGCUUCCUCAACUUCUUGGUUUUCCGGCAUUGUCCGAGGCCGCUCUGACCGCUCCUCCAGUGUCAAGAUGUCGAACAGCUCUGUCUCCGGCAUGGGAGCCGCGGAUUUUGGAGGACCCAUCAAGGGCAAGAACCAGUUCCGUGGGUUGCUGUUCAAAUACGGGUCAAAACCCAUUCAGGUUGUCCUCAAAGCUGCAAAUCUGUGAUUUUGAUUUAUUGUAUCUUUAAAUUUAACUUUCUUUUGUUGCUUAAAAUUGGGUUUGCAAUAGAUGUGUACCUUUCAAUUUUGAGCUAAAUGGUACCAUUUGUUAUGAGAUUCUUCUUAGUUGGCAGACUUCAAUUUAAUUCCUUUGUGGCUGUCAAUGAACCUAAUAGAUUUUGAUUUAAUGU
Molecule: messenger RNA, 534 nt
Organism: Rubroshorea leprosula
Lineage: Eukaryota; Viridiplantae; Streptophyta; Magnoliopsida; Malvales; Dipterocarpaceae
Source: the annotation of a GenBank genome assembly